Hyalella azteca is the source of this 1779-nucleotide messenger RNA. RefSeq names its product serum response factor homolog A. Bases 268 to 1323 code for a protein of 351 amino acids. NCBI's taxonomy places the organism in Eukaryota, Metazoa, Arthropoda, Malacostraca, Amphipoda, Hyalellidae. The record is from RefSeq and is a predicted model, not a curated record. The transcript is spliced from 2 exons.
UAUUCCAUGUGUCCAUGUAAGCUAGUUGGCUCUCAGAAGAUUGCCAGUGUGCCACGUUGCCACCGCCUUUCAAAGCUAGAAUUAUAUAUAUACUAUUAUUUCUGAUGUAGGUAUGUACGGUAUAUUGAUUCCACAACUCCAUUUGUUCCCUUUCAGAUUUUUUCUCUUGAAAAUUAAAAAAAAAAUAAGUACAAACUUAUCCUGUGAUUAAUCAACAUACUCACUACCAUACAUCUUCAAUUCAUUCAAAAUUUUAAGGAAUGAAUCAUGGCUGAACGUGGCAAACGCCUGAGGAAUGACUAUCUUUCCAGUAACCGUCUUAACUCAUAUGACCAUGAACAACUCAUUCAAAUUUUCUAUGAGAAGCAAAACCAUGUUCAGCAGCUGGAGGAACAACUUCAACAAAUUCAGAAACUGGUGGCGGUCAGUGUGGCUGUGCUCCAAUGCAGUGAUGUACAGGCGCUCAGCACAACCCUUCAGGCACAGCAGCAGCAACAGCAGCAACAACAGCAGCAACAGCAACAGGAUGAUUUUCUUGCUAUUGUUGACACUGCAUCACAUGAGCUGUGCUUAGCAACUCAGCGCUGCCAAGUAGCUGAAAAUAAAGUCACUUUAAACAAACUAUUGGGAUCUGAAAUGAUCAGCUCUUCUCCUGAAAUGAUACUCUGUAAUAUCUAUGUACAAGAUAUGCGUAAUACUGGCUUGCCUCUUUCCUUGUUUUCUAUCAACAAGAUUCAAAACACUGAUUUUUAUCAAAUAAAACCAAAAGAGUUGUUUUACUAUAUUCACAUUGAUAUGGGAUUGAGAAAUUUGAUGCUUAAAUCUUCUUUUGAUGACAUCACUUCUUGUUUCCGUCAAAUUCAAAGUUUGAUAUUUGAUCUUGUUAAUCAUGACAAUAUAUUUGCCACUCUAUCAUCAGAAAAAUUCAUUAAGAAUAGCUUAUCUUGUACAAAGAACCGCCAAAUGAUUUCCUUUGCACUACCAUUUUACAAAACCUUUGUAGACUCUGAUAAUGCAACUGCUGAUAAAAACGUCAAGUUGAUGAAUAUCAAAUCCUUUAUGACGGCUCUGAAUAUCACACUUUAUUAUAAACCCUCAGCUGAGAGAUGCUGGACGGCUGGGAUGAAUCACCCUGAUGGGCGCAUUUCCAAUUUGCCAUCCCACAUUCAAGGCAUGGUGAAGAAAUUCAUGUCUAACAUUUCUAAAGAGGACUUGGUUUCUAGUGUUCGAUUACUGCUCACGGAAUUUUCUCAGUCCCGUGGAUGUUUGGAUUCGUCUAGCAGCGAUGAAAGCAGUGUUGAGGAGUUUGCUGGCAUGUUUUAGUGCAGCAUUUAGUUUAGCAUCAAUUGACACUUGCUGGUCAAAAUUAGCUGGCUCUUGAAAAGAAAGGAAUUAACCUGCCCAAUCGCAGCUGUUGGGUUGUAAAUGCAGGCAUUUAUGACUCAAUUAAAAUGUGAACAGGACUUGAAAUAUUGUGAACAGGACUACAUUUGUGGACAAUGCCACUGAGAUUUGAGGUAGAGGAUACGGAUGAUCUUUUGUCUACAAUGAUGAUAAUAAUGUAUGCAUAGAAUCGAUUGUAAACUAAUACCUACUACAAACUUUGGCUUUUAAAAUUGCAGAAUAAUCGUGUUUCCAAGCGAAUGCGUAAUAAUUAUAUAUUUCUAUAUAAUAAUGUAUAAUACGUUCGUUGUAAAUUUACUUUAUUAGGUGUUGACUAAUGUCCAUUAUCUGGCUAUUAACGAUUGUAAAAAUGCUAUAUUACAGAAUAUAAUUGUA